CCUCCUUGCUAAAAUUAGAUUGCAGGCUCAGGCCCUGUGACAAAACAAAACAGAGGAAAACAGAGAGAGAGGAAAAGCUUGAUGCUUGUCGUUUUUAAUUCCCUUCUCCGUUUCCUAUCUCUGUGACUCACUUCAGGGCUCCUUUUUCCUUGAUCUGCUACUCUCUGCUUUACCGAUCUCUCCUAUUCACGAUCUUACAUAACCAGGUACGCGGCCACUCGAUUUAUUGAUAAAUAGAUUUCUUUCGCAACACCUCUUUUAUAGAUUCCACAGAUUUUUUUUUAAUUUUAUAUUUUCCAUUUUCAUUUCGUCCACAAAACGAACAAUGAAUUCAAAUUUCGGAAAACCCAGCAUGAAUUCUCAAAGAGGAUCGACGUCAACCUUCGAUUUCGAUCUCGGUAUUGGGUCGGGUCGAGCCAAAUCCCUUAACGAUCAGAGGAACCAACCCUCUUCGUAUUCGUCAACAGCGGCGACGGUGCAAUCAAAACCCUCCUGGCAACCCAACAAGCCAUCCUGGACCCACCAGCCGGCGCCUAGUCAGGGGCCUCGACCCGGUGGUCUGAACGGGCCUACUUCGAUGGUGGGUGAUAUCACGGGCAAGAGCUGGAAUUCCAUGGGCUCGGGUUCUGGCAUUGGGAUUCCAGAGAAGAACCCUAACUUGUUUGGGGAUCUAGUUGGCUCUUCAAUUGGGAAGGGUAUGGGCAGUAGCAAUGUUCCUUUGAAGAAUGCUACACCCGCUCCAUCCACACAAUCUUCGAAUAAGAGUUCCUUUUCGAUGGGAAAUUUGGGCGAUUCGUUGCCAAAAACUGGUAAUUCUGUUAAUAGUAGCAGUAAUCGAGGAGCCAAUAACAGUUUUGGGGGUAAUGUAAAUGUCAACAGCAAUAAGACUGCCAAUCUUGGUGGUCCUUCCAUGCGUAGUAUGGGUGGAGCUGGAGGUGGGAUGAGCGGUAAUAAGGAUCCCUUUGGUUCUUUGGUUGACUUUGGAUCUAAACAAGCAGCUGGUGGUCUUAAUUCGGGGAAUAAAGCCACCAAGGUGAAUACUGGUGAUGAUUCAUUCGGGAAUUUUCAGAAUGCUUCAAAACCGAGCGCGACAACAUUUUCAAAUAGUGGUUUUAGUGCAACUAGUCCUGAUUUCUUGGGAUCAAAUACGAGUUCUGGAUCGAAGGGUGAUUUUAGCAUGCCUAACAAUGAUUUUGCAUCUCCUACUCAGCCUUCCAUGCAAUCCUCCAGCGAUGAUCCACUCAACGUGUUCUUUUCAUCAUCCUCAACUUCAGUCAGAGGUGCUGCAGCUGCUUCUGAAGGAGUGGGAGGACAGCCAUUCUCUGAAGUUGAUGACUGGGGAUUGGAUUCAGAUUUUGGAGGAUCAGGAAGUAAUGACGCAGGUGGUAGCACGAUGGAGCUUGAAGGGCUUCCUCCACCUCCUGCAGGGGUAACAGCUGCUUCUGCAAAGAUCAAAGGUAUUGAUAAUCAAAAGCAGGGGCAAUAUGCUGAUGCCAUCAAAUGGCUCUCUUGGGCUGUAAUUCUUUGUGAUAAAACUGGUGAUGAGACUGGAGCCAUGGAGGUUUUAUCAUGCAGGGCUUCAUGUUACAAGGAAGUUGGAGAGUAUAAGAAGGCUGUGGCUGACUGUUCAAAGGUGCUUGAACAAGACAAUGCCAAUGUAUCUGUCCUUGUACAGCGUGCACUCCUUUAUGAAAGUAUGGAAAAGUAUAAACUUGGGGCAGAAGACCUGAGAACAGUUUUGAAGAUUGACCCUGGUAACAGGGUAGCAAGAAGCACCGUGCACCGGUUGGCUAAAAUGGCAGAAUAGAGAGGUUUUGAAAUUCUGUACCCGUAUUAAACUUCUUCAAAUACGUCAGAUAAACUUCCUCCUCCCUUAUUCAAAAAGGUCGUGGGGGGGUUCAAAAGGAACAAUUUGCUUGAAUAAUUUUUGGUUUGCAUUGAUCGCUGGUAUUGAAUGUGGUUGUCUUUGUUGCUUGCGAAUGGGACAGAUUCUUGGUUUGUCACUUCGAAUGGAUGAAGUAUUGCAUUUGUCUUUAUGUUUUAUUUGUGGAAAACUAUUUUUCAUGUCUCUGUUACUUCAAAAAUUACCAAUUGACAUGAUCA
This is a messenger RNA of Tripterygium wilfordii, 2103 nucleotides long. Its product is annotated as hyphally regulated cell wall protein 1-like. Gene Ontology annotation, molecular function: protein binding. Lineage: Eukaryota; Viridiplantae; Streptophyta; Magnoliopsida; Celastrales; Celastraceae. Bases 326 to 1807 code for a protein of 493 amino acids. The transcript has 2 exons. The record is from RefSeq and is a predicted model, not a curated record.